AUGUACGGAGUCCGUAGUACGGACGUGCGUUGCCAACACCGACUUGAAAGUCGUGACUGCCAUUUGCAAAUUUACCCGCACCGUGCUACGUGCGACUCCUCCACAGGCUCGAGCAGCCGUGCUCGACGAUUCCAGUCCGUCUAUCCUGUCAUGUCGACAACCGUUAGCGCCGCUAAAGGACUGAGCGCGCUGCAGCGCCGUGUGGCGGCAGCGGAGUCGUCCAGCCAAUGCUCGGCACCGGCCAACCCGCUUUGGGAUUUCUACGCCUGUGGACUCGUGGAUGAGAACGACGAUGUCUCCGACGGAGAGGACACAGAGGACGAGCGGGAGACCCAGGACUGGAUUCAGUUCCAGCGCCAACGCGCACAGGCGCGUCUCGCCAACGCGUGUCGGCAUGAAGCUCGCGUGAUGCACACCGCCAAGCACUGAAACGGCCCCCAGAGCGAAGCACCUCGAUCAAGUGCCGCAGUGCAACACGAUGACCAGCAUUCCCAUGCGUACAUGUUUUAAGAGCUGUAG
Messenger RNA from Phytophthora infestans T30-4, 519 nucleotides. RefSeq lists its product as uncharacterized. Bases 1 to 429 code for a protein of 142 amino acids. Lineage: Eukaryota; Oomycota; Peronosporomycetes; Peronosporales; Peronosporaceae. The record is from RefSeq and is a predicted model, not a curated record. The transcript has a single exon.